GCCGUGGAGGCUCCCAUACGAAGGCGACGGCGGUCGUCUGUAUUUCGGUUGUAAGGUCUCCAGAAAAAGCGGAAUAACUCCGAACAGACAGUGAAUUCAACAGACUUCCACGUUGAGAUUUUUUUUUAAUUCUUCCUUGUCCAGCUUGUGGCGGGACUCUGGAAUGACGGGGUGUGCUGGGAAUUUGAAUUAGCUCGCCGUUAGUUUGAAGAAAGAGUGAGUCUGGGUAGAGAGAGAGCGAGGAGCCAUUUUGUUCCGACUGUGUGGGAGAAAAGAAAGAGUGGAAAAGAGGAAUCACACGAGAGGAGAUUCUAUUUUUCGCUUUCUGUUCUAAUGCUCUAAGGGGAGAAGCAGUCAUUUGGGAACCAACUUCUCGGACACGUCGGCGGGCACGUUAUUUUGGAGGUUUUUUAGCCAACUAGCUUGCCAAGCUAAUCAACAAAUCCCAGAUCGUUAACUGUCCCACAGUCAAGAGGAGCGGGCAGUUGGUCAAGCUGACAAAGGAGCCGGCUUUAGACUCUACGAACGCGUGCUAGCUAUUCCGUUUUUUGUAUCUUUUUCCGGGUCAACACACGCUAUUAUUCAAUGGCGAAGAAGACGUACGACUUGCUGUUCAAGCUGCUUCUGAUCGGGGACUCGGGCGUGGGGAAGACCUGUGUGCUGUUCCGCUUCUCUGACGACGCCUUCAACACAACCUUCAUCUCCACUAUAGGAAUAGACUUCAAGAUCAAAACUGUUGAAUUACAAGGAAAGAAGAUCAAACUACAGAUAUGGGACACAGCCGGCCAAGAACGGUUCCACACCAUCACCACUUCCUACUACAGAGGUGCCAUGGGCAUCAUGCUGGUCUACGACAUCACCACCGCCAAGAGCUUCGAAAACAUCAGCAAGUGGCUGCGCAACAUUGACGAGCAUGCAAACGAGGACGUUGAGAGGAUGCUGCUAGGCAACAAGUGUGACAUGGAGGACAAGCGGGUUGUACCAAAGGCCAAGGGGGAGCAGAUUGCGAGGGAGCAUGGCAUUAGGUUUUUUGAGACAAGUGCUAAAGCCAACAUCAACAUCGAGAAGGCUUUCCUCACGUUAGCAGAAGACAUCCUCAGAAAGACACCUGUAAAAGAGCCCAACAGUGAAAACGUGGACAUCAGCACCGGAGGUGGAGUCACAGGCUGGAAGAGCAAGUGCUGCAGCUGAACAACUCUUCAGUGUCACUCAUGAACACACACAAAUGCCGACACACACGCACACAAAUACAUAUUUCUCUUUUCUCUCUAACUCUCGCUCUCUAAUAUGUCUCAUGAGUUUUCUUGCACACUGACACUCUUUAUCAGAAUAAAACAAUAAACUACAUCACUCAUCUUGUCCCCCUCCUACACCAUAAUUCUCUACUCUCCAUCUGAUGAUCAUUUUUAUUUCUGAUAAAAAGAGAUUCAGUCACGUUUUUUGUCAUUUAUUUUAAAAGUUGUUCAAAAAAAAAUUAAAAGUAAAAAAGCGUGAAAAGACAAGCUCAUAUUUUUAAUAUUUCCUUUGCCUGAGCUCACCCACCUUUAAUCACACCCCCACCCACAGAACUCACUUUCAGUCAGGAAAUCUAAAUAAAAUAAAUCAAACAAAAAAAGGACAUAAGUGGGAUUAACAUUUUGUACACUUAGUGGGGUUUCUGUUGUCUAACAGUAUUUGGUCAUUUACAAUUUGUUACCAAGUGACAGAGGCGUGGCUAGCUCCUUUUUGUAUGUGGGGUUUAUUUUGUCCUGUGCCUUAUAUGGAAGACAGGGGCGGGGCUGUGUGGUGGGUGGAGCCACAUCCACCCGAUGAAAAUUACUGUUUGAUAGUUCAAGCUGAAUGCUGCAGCAGAAGGUUUGAAUUUCUCCUCCAGCCAAGAGAACGGCAUUAUACAGUUUGUCCUGUUUUUUGAUGUUUUAUUUUUAUCUGUAUGAUUUAUUUUUACUUUUUUCCCUAUUUGGGGUUUUUGUUUUUUUCCUGCAUGCAGAUUUUUUGGGUUGGAAGCGUUCUGUAACAUUGUGUAACGUUCUCCACUGGGUAACGGGGCGGGAGGUACAGAAGUUCUCUUUGGAAAUUCAAACAGUUUUGCAGAUCCAUUAAAAAUAAGCUUGUUUAAGUUAA
Messenger RNA from Pungitius pungitius (ninespine stickleback), 2121 nucleotides. It is a transcript of the gene rab10, whose product is annotated as RAB10, member RAS oncogene family. Gene Ontology annotation, cellular component: recycling endosome; insulin-responsive compartment; Golgi apparatus. The transcript has 6 exons. Lineage: Eukaryota; Metazoa; Chordata; Actinopteri; Perciformes; Gasterosteidae. The record is from RefSeq and is a predicted model, not a curated record. Gene Ontology annotation, biological process: cellular response to insulin stimulus. Gene Ontology annotation, molecular function: GTPase activity; GTP binding. The coding region runs from base 586 to 1191 and encodes 201 amino acids.